Messenger RNA from Onthophagus taurus, 1448 nucleotides. RefSeq names its product PWP1 homolog no child left behind (gene nclb). Gene Ontology annotation, biological process: rRNA processing. Gene Ontology annotation, molecular function: protein binding. The record is from RefSeq and is a predicted model, not a curated record. NCBI's taxonomy places the organism in Eukaryota, Metazoa, Arthropoda, Insecta, Coleoptera, Scarabaeidae. Gene Ontology annotation, cellular component: nucleus.
GUUGUCAUUUUUGACAGUUAACCUAACCACAUGUUUUUAUUAAUUAUUAAUUAAUUAUUAUUAAAAUGGAUGAAAACCAACAAAGUAAUAUUAAUUUUAUACCUUGUGUUAAAUGGGUUAAACAAGGUAUUGCUAAAAGUAACCCAGAAAAGGUUCAAUUAACCAAAGAAGAAUUAGCUGAAAUAAUCAAUGAAACAAAAUCAAAGCUACAAAUUGCUGAGGAAAAGGAAGGAGGUCCUUCAGAAGAAACUUCAAUGCCGGUUGAUGAUGAAUUUAGCCUUGAAAAGUAUGAUGAAGAAGCUGAUACGGAAGAAAAUCCUUUAGGGAUAGCUGCUUUAGCUGAGUUACCAAAUGAGGCUGAUGCAAACUUUGAUGAUAGUGAUGAUUCUGAUAAAGAAGAUGAUUUAAUUAAAAAGGAUGAUAAUUUGGUUCUUGUUGGAAGGGUUGAAGGAGAUGCAGGCGUCUUGGAAGUUUAUGUGUAUAAUGAGUCAGAAGGUUCCUUGUAUGUACACCAUGACUUUCUCCUACCGGCGUUUCCUUUAGCAAUUGAAUGGCUUGAUCAUGAACCUGGACAAGCUCCAGGAAAUUAUUGCGCAAUAGGAUCAAUGAAUCCUGUUAUCGAUAUUUGGGAUUUAGAUAUAAUAAAUUGUUUAGAACCAGCUUAUUCUUUAGGACAACCGGCUAAAAGAAAAAAGAAUCAACCACACAUUGGUCAUAAAGACGCUGUUUUAGCUUUAUCAUGGAAUAAAAAUUUCCAUCACAUCUUAGCUAGCGGUUCAGCAGAUAAUUUGGUUAUGUUAUGGGAUAUUGAUCAAUGUGAACCAAGUGUUAUCAUUAAGUCUUUUCUCAAACAAGUUCAAUGUAUGGAAUGGCAUAAAUUGGAAGCUCAAACUUUAUUAGCCGGAUCAAGUGAUAAAACAGCAAGAGUUUUUGAUUGUAGAAACCCUGAAACGCAUCAAACAUGGGUUUUGAAAGGGGAAGCUGAAAAAGUUUAUUGGAAUCCUUUAGAACCAUUCGUUUUCUUUGCUGGAACAGAUAAUGGGUUUGUACAAUGCUUUGAUUGUCGGAAAGGAGAGUUAUGGGAGAUUGAAGCACAUUCUGAAGAAAUUUCUGGCUUGGUUAUUAGUAGUCAAUGUCCAGGGAUGUUAUUGACAACUUCUUCAGAUGGUUUACUUAAAACUUGGGAUUUUAAAGAUAAGGAUAAACCAAUUUUGGUGCAUGAAAAAGAUUUAAAAUUGGGAAAAGUACUUUCAUUGGAUAUUUCCCCAAAUUCUCCAUUUACUGUAGCUGCUGGUGGUGACAAAAAAAGUAAUAAUUUUAAAGUUUUAGAUUUGCUAAGUAUUGACACAGUGAAACAUGUAUUUGGAUCAAGAGAAUUAACACAAUUAGUGACCCCAGAAGAAAGUAUGAAUGGAUAAUUAUUUUUUAAAUAAAUAUUUUUAAUAAAA